Messenger RNA from Hypomesus transpacificus, 1238 nucleotides. RefSeq names its product solute carrier family 35 member F2-like. Gene Ontology annotation, molecular function: transmembrane transporter activity. The transcript is spliced from 10 exons. Bases 66 to 1238 code for a protein of 390 amino acids. NCBI's taxonomy places the organism in Eukaryota, Metazoa, Chordata, Actinopteri, Osmeriformes, Osmeridae. The record is from RefSeq and is a predicted model, not a curated record. Gene Ontology annotation, biological process: transmembrane transport. Gene Ontology annotation, cellular component: membrane.
UGGGAGAACCUGGCGCUUUCGUGCCACGAGAAUUUCCACAUUUCUUGAACGCGAUAUUUGUAAAUAUGGACAAGGAGAACUAUGUCUAUGUAGGUUUGCCUCAGAAGCAGAAGGCGAUGGAGGGCCCAGGGCGAGGAGCUCUGCCAAGCUGGGAGUGUUGCAGCAGCCCUGCUGCCUGGGUCACAGCGAGCAAGGAUGUUUUUACAUGGCGCCUGCUGAAGACCAUCUCCAUGGGCCAGGCGCUGUCUCUGCUCAUCUGUGGGACGGCCGUAAGCUGCCAGUACCUGGCGGAGGCCGGCGUGGAGACGCCCAUGAUGCAGAGCUUCCUCAACUACACUCUGCUUCUGCUCACCUACACCGCUGCCCUCUGCUGCCGGAAGGGUGAUGGGAACAUCUGGCAGAUUUUGAAGACCAGAUGGUGGAAGUAUCUGUUAAUGGGUCUGACAGAUGUGGAGGCAAACUAUGCAGUAGUGAAGGCCUACCAGUUCACCACCCUGACCAGCAUACAGCUUCUGGACUGUUUUGUGAUCCCCGUAUUGAUGGUGCUCUCCUGGUUCUUCCUGAAGACGCGCUAUAGGCCGGUUCACUUUGUGGGUGUGGCUGUGUGUCUGCUGGGGGUGGGGGCCAUGGUGGGGGCAGAUCUGCUGGCCGGACGAGACCAGGGAUCUACCCAUGCUGUGCUGCUAGGGGACGGGCUGGUGCUGGUGAGCGCAGUGCUGUACGCCGUCUCUAACGUGUGUCAGGAGUACACCGUGAAGAACCUGGGCCGUGUCGAGUUCCUGGGCAUGAUGGGCCUGUUUGGAACCGCCAUCAGCGGAGUACAGCUAGUUGUGCUGGAAACUAACGCAGUAGCAGCGAUAAAAUGGGAUUUAAAAAUAGCCGGGCUGUUUGUGGCCUACGCCCUGUGCAUGUACGGUCUGUACAGCUGCAUGCCACUGGUGGUGAAGAUGACCAGCGCCACGGCCCUCAACCUGUCUCUGCUCACCGCUGACCUCUUCAGCCUCUUCUGUGGACUGUUCCUCUUCCACUACACCUUCUCCAGCCUGUACAUCGUAUCCUUCGUGGUGAUCACGGUGGGAUUCAUCAUGUUCAACGCCGUGCCCACCCACGGCCCUCACCCCCCUCCCGUACCUGAAGAGGAGGACAAGACGCCCAGCGAAGAGGAGGUGAGGGGUGGGGAGCAGGAGGAGGUGAGCCCCCCUGGCCUGCAGGAGGAGGAGGGGGACAAACUGCAGUGA